AUGAUUACUCUUGACCCUCAGAGUAGAUCCGAAUUUCACAAGUGGCUGUCAGAGGCCGCAGUCAAUGCGCACUGCAAGGAAGGCAUUUCAUGCGAGCAGCCAUUAAGUGCUAGAUUUCCACAGCUUCACAGUCUCGUGCUCAAAGGCAAGGUCUUCACACGGCAUCUGAUGGAUCUGAUAAAGAACCUGUCUCCUACAUUGAGGAGUUUGCAUCUCAUCAAUGUGACGCUAUUACGCGGCCCGGACAUGGACGAUGGAGAGAACCUUUGGACAGGUUUCCUUGAGGAGAUAGGCCCGUUCAGCGAGCGACUCGAGGAGUUCUUUCUUAAUAGGCCAUCACAUACAGAUUCCUUAGACCGAAAGGAAGCUGUCAGGUUCAGGUCGGGCCAGUAUAUCCUCCAAUGGAACCGAUGUGUAACGCCUCCUGACAUGCGCCGCGAGUUGGAGGAACUGUCGCGACAGAUCGAGAACAACUACCCCUAG
Molecule: messenger RNA, 483 nt
Organism: Anthostomella pinea
Lineage: Eukaryota; Fungi; Ascomycota; Sordariomycetes; Xylariales; Xylariaceae
Source: the annotation of a GenBank genome assembly